Messenger RNA from Stereum hirsutum FP-91666 SS1, 1323 nucleotides. RefSeq lists its product as uncharacterized. The record is from RefSeq and is a predicted model, not a curated record. The transcript is spliced from 4 exons. Lineage: Eukaryota; Fungi; Basidiomycota; Agaricomycetes; Russulales; Stereaceae. Gene Ontology annotation, molecular function: monoatomic cation transmembrane transporter activity. The coding region runs from base 1 to 1323 and encodes 440 amino acids. Gene Ontology annotation, biological process: monoatomic cation transport; transmembrane transport. Gene Ontology annotation, cellular component: membrane.
AUGAGGAGUAUGAGGCUGAUAGGACCAAGGAAUUCGAGAUAUGAGUGGGUACAAUACAUCAAGUCACCCGAAGAACUGUCAACCAUCAAGAACAAGAAAGUUCGGCAUUAUUACGAGCGGAACAACGAACUCGUCAAACAAUAUAUCUACAUCGAUCGUCUUCUCGACUCUUCUCUUCCACACGAGCUCAUUCAACAAUAUGACACUCAGCCGCACAUACCUGAGACUAUCGACGAAGAAGCCUCACCCUCAGCAUCAGAGACCUCUGUCGAACGGGCGGCUCACGCUGAGCCGAAGAAGGUUAAACGGACAGCCAGGGACAUAUACCGCAUCCCGCAUGAGACCACGCCCCUUCUCGACGGCCAGAACGGAGGAUCGCAUCCUCAUUUGGCUGUAUACGAGGAAACUGAGGACGACGAAGGCGAAGACGAGAGUAAGAUUGUCACACUCGCGAUCUACAUCAACCUUGCUGCCAACACUGUGCUCCUCGUGGCUAAAAUCAUCGUCACACUCCUCACGUCCUCGCUCUCUGUGCUCGCCUCCCUCGUCGACGCAGCCCUCGACUUUCUCUCCACCGCCAUUGUCUGGACCACAACGCACCUCAUCCGUCGCUCUUCAAAAGACAAAUACGGCUACCCGGUCGGACGGAGACGACUGGAGCCUAUCGGCGUGCUUGUAUUCAGCGUGAUUAUGGUGACCAGUUUCUUCCAGGUGCUACUGGAGUGCGCUAAGCGGUUAAUUGGGGACGAUGACAGCAUCGUGAGGUUGACGAUCAGUGCCAUUGGGAUCAUGGCAGGAACGGUGGUGAUCAAGUUGGCAUGUUGGUUGUGGUGUAGGUUAAUAAAGAACUCGUCGGUGCAGGCGUUGGCGCAGGAUGCGAUGACGGAUGUGGUGUUCAACAUCUUCAGUAUCAUUUUCCCUCUCGUCGGAUACUACCUUUCCCUCUGGUGGCUAGAUCCUCUUGGCGGACUUCUACUCUCGCUCUACGUCAUGAUAAACUGGUCCCGCACUUCCCAUACCCACAUUCGCAAUCUAACCGGAACGGCAGCCUCGCCAACAGACCACUCCGUCCUCCUCUACCUCACCAUGCGAUUCGCUUCCACGAUCAAACAGAUCCAAGGACUCCAGGCGUACCAUGCAGGCGAUAAGCUGAACGUAGAGGUGGAUCUGGUGUGUGACGAGGGAUUGAGGCUGAAAGAGAGUCAUGAUCUGGGGGAAAGCUUGCAGUAUGUGUUGGAGAGCGUGCCGAUGGUGGAAAGAGCGUUCGUACACCUUGACUAUAGGGGUUAUAACUUGCCGGGGCAUUUGGAGCAGGAAGGUUAA